UGAUAUUACCCAGUGCUGUGUCUGUGCUUAUAUUGCACAGUACUGUGAAUGUGCUGAUAUUGCACAGUGCUGUGUCUGUGCUGAUAUUACACAGCACUGUCUGUGUUGAUAUUAUAGUGUUUAGUCUGUGCUGAUUUACACAGUUCUGUGUCUGUGCUAAUAUUGCACAGUGCUGUGCCUGUGCUGAUUGUGUAUGUGUUGAUAUUGCACAGUGCUGUUGUCUGUGCUGAUAUUACACAGCACUGUCUGUGCUGAUAUUAUAGUGUUUAGUCUGUGCUGAUUUACACAGUGCUGUGUCUGUGCUGAUAUUACACAGCACUGUAUGUGCUUAAAUUAUAGUGUUUAGUCUGUGCUGAUUUACAGUGCUGUGUCUGUGCUGAUAUUACACAGCACUGCCUGUGCUGAUUUACACAGUGCUGUGUCUGUGCUGAUUUACACAGUGCUGCGUCUGUGCUGAUAUUAGACUGCUGGAAUAACAGUGCUGUGUCCACGCUAGUACUACAGAUGGUAGGGUCUGUCAGGUUAUCCAGGUGAUUCAGCAGCAAAGGCUGUAAAACUAUGCACACACACACACACACACACACACAUGCACACACACAUCAUAGGUCUCUAUCGGGCAUAUGGGGGCCAUGUGCGGCUGUUCAUCUGAUGAAAGGCAGACUCACUGCAGUUCAAAAUUCCAGAAUGUGACUUCCUCCUCAAACAAAGCGAAAUGCCAUAUCUAACAGUUUGGCUUAUUUCCUACACAUUCUUGCCUUGUCAUACAAUUGACUUUAUUAUGGAAAGAAGUGAUGAGAAGUAGGAUGCAAUAUUAGCACUACUGUGAAACUUCAGUUUUCACUAUGUUGAAUUGUUGGCUAUUUUAAUGAGCCAGCCAGUCAUAUGUGAAUACAUGUGCCUGCCCUUCAGUUCAGGGAGUAAAGAGCUGGGAUUAACUUUGAACUAAAUCAAACAUCAGCCCAUCAGAAAGCCAAAUGUGUGCUUGAUGAUCAUGCGUUGUCCUUGUUUCAGCCCUUUUCAAGUGUCGGAACAACGGAGCUGUUCCAUUAAAAAAUGUCUGAAUAACAGAUUGUUUCAGUGAAAGCACCUGAAUAACAAAGUAUGUUUCAUUCAAAAUGUCUGAAUAACAGCGAUUUUUUUCAGUGAAAGUACCUGAAUAACAAAGUGUGUUUCAUUGCAAGUAGCAGAAUCGCAAAUCGUGUUUUGUGUACAUUUUCCCCGAAGAACCCUACACUCUGGACCCAAACACAAGCCAUAGUGGAGAUUUUAAUUCCUUUUGCUCUAGUUAGCAUGCUGAUACAACAAAUGCGGAAGACCUUUGGUGUACUUCCUGAACUUUUAAUUCAUGCCCUGUUUCUCCUGCAGCUUUAAGCAUUUUGAAACAACAUCCUCCUCUUUUUAGCAGUCUGAGAACAGCAAUGAGAAGGCCAAGAUUUUGUUAGUGCCUCUGUGUUAAUGACAGAGCCAGUGUUAUUGACAGUAUUCAUCUUAGUGCUAGUGACAGCGUUGGUUUCAAUGUUAGUGGUGGUCUCAGUAAUCGAUGUGAACUGUUAAAGGCAUAUCCAGGUGCAUCGGGCAAAAAUAGAGAUCACUUUUGUUUCUUUCUGGAGGGGUAAGUGUUAAAGAAGAUGUCCUCAACCACGUUUAUUUCUCUCUUCCUCACUUGCUCCUCUACUCUUCCUCUCCCCCUCCCCCCUACCUCUAUGCCUCUUUUCUGCCCAUUUUCACUCCCUCUCUCUGUCUCUCUCUCUCUCUGUCUCUCUCUCUCCCUCUCUCUCGAUUUAUUCGAGUCAUUCUCGGAGUCUGCAGUGAAUUAGCACUGAGCCUCCCUCCGCCCCUCGGUAAAGCAGGGGCCCAGCCUGCCGAACAUCUGUGCCUGUGAAGGCUGCAGACAUCCUCCGACCGUGUGAGUGCUGUGGGCCAGUCUCUCUGGAGCUUGUGAGUGCUGUGGACGGUCUGUCCGACUGCGCUGGUUGCUGUGGACGGUCUCCCUGAGCCCGUGAACGCUGUGGACAGCGCUCGUCUCGGGCCGCGUCCGCGUGGUGAGGUGUGCGAGCGUCGGUCCGUCGGAUGACCCUGGUUCCUUGAGCCUUGUGGACUUCCUGUGCAGGCUCUGCGAUGCUUCAGGUCCUGUUCCUCAGCCUACACUUUGUUGUGGGCGGGGCUCAGACUCUGCCAGGCUCCUGCAGAUUUGAGAACGGCACCUGUGGCUACGUGUCAGACCCCUCCCUCUCAAAAUGGGCCCUGAACAAGGACGGGGGCUUUAUCGCAGUGGAUGGGCCGCUCACAGAGGGGAGAGAGAGGGCCGUUCUGGUGAGCCCGGAGCUGGAGAUGUCGGACUGGAGCUGUGUCAGGCUGGUCUAUCAGAUCACUGGGUCAGGAUCCCUGCAUUUCCACCUACGGCCAGAGGGGGGCACCUUUGACCAAACCCUGUGGACUGCUGACCAGCCCUCUGACAGCUGGCUGGUAGCCAGCAUCGACCUGUGGAACACAUCUGCCUCCCAUAAGAUGGUAGUGGAGGGCAGACUUGGGCGCGGAGCUAAUAACAGUGUGUCCAUCUUUGAAAUUCGCAUCGUUCCUGGAUACUGCAUAGAGUGUAACUUUGAAGACCCGCACAUGUGUGGCUACAGGAACCAGUGGAACCCCAGUGUGAACUGGUACAUAGGCAAGCCCAACAAGGAAACCCAGCCCAACCUGAGCACCUGGACAGGCCACUACAUGUACGUGGAUUCGACUUACGCCGGCAAACCACAGGAAGUGGCCCGGCUGGUGUCUCCCAUGACGACCGCACCGCUGUCCGGCUGCUUGUCCUUUUACUACCUGCAGAACCGGGACGGGGGGAGCGAGUUCUCUGUCUUCACCAGAGACGUGCUGGGACAGGGGGAGGAGAUCUGGAGGCCGGGAAAUUACCACACCGCCAACUGGACCUUAGUGCAGCUGGACCUCAAGGCCCCCUACCCUCUGGAGGUGGUGUUUGAAGCAGCCUUUAACAAUGCCAGCGGGGGUCGAGUGGCGCUUGAUAACAUUUCCUUCUCUGCAGAGUUCUGCAAUGCUGAAACAGAGCCGACCUUUGACCCCUCUGUUGCCAACUGUGACUUCGAGUCGGGGUUCUGUGGCUACCAGCAGGCUCAGACAGGCUGGUCUCUGUGGAAGAGAGUGUCAAUCAAACCCAAUCUUUACAGAACAGGGGACCACACCACCGGCGCUGGGUGGUUCCUGCUGGCGAACACGCGCUUCUCCUCGCGGUCCGGAUACAUGAGCCGGCUGGUCGGCCCGCGGGUCCCGGCCCGGCUGAAGUACUGCCUGAGGUUCUACUACGCCCUGGCGGGGUUCCGCAAGACCGACAGCGUUCUGGCCGUGUACGCCUUCCACAAGGACAGCCACACCCAGGAGAAGCUCUGGACCAGCAGCGGGACCACCAGAGAUGUCUGGACUGAGGUGGACGUCACCUUCCAGAGGCCUGAAGCCGUCACAGUGUUAUUCGUCAGUGUAUGUAAGAACUUCUGGGACUGUGGGUCAGUAGCCCUUGAUGACAUCAGCAUGACCCUGGGGGACUGCUAUCUCCCCUCAGGGUCCUUCCUGUCCAUCUCUGGCCAGUGUGACUUUGAGAGGGGAGACUGUGGGUACACUCAGGAGAAAGAGGUCGAUACGGUCGACUGGGUGCUGGCCAGAGGGCCGACGCCCACUUCCUUUACUGGACCGAUGGGGGAUCACACCACGGGGAUGGGGCACUACAUGUACCUCGAGGCAUCGCCCAUGCUGGCAGGGCAAAAUGCCCGCCUGGCCUCCGGAGAUCUUCGUGGCUCCAGGAGCCCGCAGUGCCUGCACUUCCACUACCACAUGUUUGGGUCGGGGAUAGGCAGACUGAACGUCUACCUGCGCCAGGAGGGCCACGACCAGGAGGAGGUGCUGUGGAGCCGGCACGGGGAGCAGAGCAUCUCCUGGUUGAGGGCCGAAGUGGACUACAAGUGCGAUCGCAAACACCAGAUUGUGUUUGAAGCUGUGCGGGGCGCCUCAAUAAGGAGCGACAUUGCCAUCGAUGACAUCAUGUUUACAAAGGGACCGUGCAAAGCUGCAGGACACACAGCUUCACAGGCUGGAUUCUCCGCGAACUUCAACGACAUCGAGCACUGAGUGUGACGCUGCUGUUAAAAUAUAUAAACAUACGCGAGAACUAGCCUACUCUUAUCCUCUUACCUCG
This is a messenger RNA of Anguilla anguilla (European eel), 4201 nucleotides long. Its product is annotated as MAM domain-containing protein 2-like. The record is from RefSeq and is a predicted model, not a curated record. The transcript is spliced from 14 exons. Lineage: Eukaryota; Metazoa; Chordata; Actinopteri; Anguilliformes; Anguillidae. Bases 2119 to 4134 code for a protein of 671 amino acids. Gene Ontology annotation, cellular component: membrane. Gene Ontology annotation, biological process: nervous system development.